Messenger RNA from Stegastes partitus (bicolor damselfish), 2955 nucleotides. Its product is annotated as low-density lipoprotein receptor-related protein 8. Gene Ontology annotation, biological process: receptor-mediated endocytosis. The coding region runs from base 1 to 2955 and encodes 984 amino acids. The transcript is spliced from 18 exons. Gene Ontology annotation, cellular component: signaling receptor complex; apical plasma membrane; plasma membrane. NCBI's taxonomy places the organism in Eukaryota, Metazoa, Chordata, Actinopteri, Pomacentridae. Gene Ontology annotation, molecular function: protein binding; hormone binding; calcium ion binding. The record is from RefSeq and is a predicted model, not a curated record.
AUGUGGACGGAUAUAAGGACACUGCUACUUUUCCACCUGCUCGUCCUCUGGCUCCACGUCUCGGAAGCCACCGACGAGUGUGAGGAUGGACAGUUUCAGUGCAACAACAAAAGGUGUAUCCCCACCAUCUGGAGGUGCGACGACGAUGACGACUGCUCAGACAACAGCGAUGAGGAGAACUGUCCCAGGAAGACGUGCGCUCCGGCAGAGUUUGCCUGUUUGAACGGACAGUGUGUCCCGGGACGCUGGCGCUGCGACGGAGAGCCGGAGUGUCCGGACGGCUCUGACGAGGCGGAGGAGACGUGCAGCAAACAGACGUGCCCUCCAGAGAAAUUCGACUGUGGGGGAUCCACCAACAAGUGUGUCUCGUUGUCAUGGAGAUGCGACGGGGAGAAAGAUUGCGAGAACGGGGCGGACGAGGAGGACUGCGCAUCUGAUGCCAAGGCCUGCCCCAGCGGAGAGUUCAUGUGCGCCAACCGCAAGUGCUUGGCCACCGUCUACGUGUGCGACGGCGACGACGACUGCGGAGACGGCAGCGACGAGCUCAAGUGUUCGUCCCCCCUGACCUGCGGGCCCAACCACCUCCGCUGCAACACCUCCGAGUGCGUGCCGCUCAUGUGGAGCUGCGACGGAGACCCCGACUGCUCCGACAGCUCGGAUGAGGGGCCUGAACGCUGCGGCGGCGACGGGGUCCCGUACCUGCUGAACCGCAGGGCCAACUGCACAGCGGGGGAGUUUCGCUGUGCCAACGGGGAGUGUGUGCGGCUGACGUGGAAGUGUGACGGAGAUCCAGACUGCAAGGACAAAUCUGAUGAGUCCGACUGCCCUCUGUUGACCUGCCGUCCCGAUGAGUUCCAGUGCGGCGACGGUUCCUGCAUCCACGGCACCAAGCAGUGCAACAAGGUCCACGACUGCCCUGACCACAGCGACGAAUCCGGCUGCGUCAACGCUACCAAAUGCGAAGGACCCCUGAAGUUCCUGUGCAAGAACGGAGAGUGUAUCGACAGCUCCAAGGUGUGCGACUCCGUCAAAGACUGCAAAGACCGAUCAGACGAGCCCAAGAAAGAGUGCGGGCUCAAUGAGUGUAUGAUCAACAAUGGCGGCUGCUCCCACGUCUGCAUGGACCGACCGAUCGGCUUCGAGUGCCAGUGCCCCACCGGCUACCAGCUGCUGGACAAGAAAACGUGUGGAGACAUUGACGAGUGUGAGAACCCCGACGCCUGUAGCCAGAUCUGCAUAAACUACAAGGGGGACUUUAAGUGCGAAUGCUAUGAAGGAUACGAGAUGGACCCCGUCACUAAGACCUGCAAGGCAGAAGGGAAAAGCCCUUAUUUACUGUUCACCAACCGGCACGAGAUCCGACGCAUCGACUUGGUGAAGAGGGACUACAGCCAGGUCGUGUCCACGCAGAAGAACGCCGUGGCCCUGGAUCUGGAUGUGGCCAACAACCGGGUCUUCUGGUGCGAUCGCUUUCACCGCAAAAUCUACAGCGCCUUCAUCCACGAGGCCAGCGACCCGUCCCAGCAGGUGCUGCUGGUGGAUUCGUCCCUGCAGACCCCGGUGGGCCUCGCCCUGGACUGGCUCCAGCACAACCUGUACUGGACCGACUCCGGGGACAAAUCCAUCUCCGUGGCCUCGGUGGACGGCACCAAGAGACGCGUCCUCAUCAACACCGACCUGAGCGAGCCCCGGGCCAUAGCACUGGACCCCCACCACGGCUUCAUGUACUGGUCAGACUGGGGCACACGAGCCAAGAUAGAGAAGGCCGGUAUGAAUGGAGUGGACCGACAGGUGCUGGUGGCUGAUAACAUUGAAUGGCCCAACGGCAUCACUCUAGAUGUGGCCAACAGGCGCCUGUACUGGGUGGAUUCGAAGCUGCACCUCAUAGCCAGCGUGGAUCUGAACGGGGCUCACCGCCGGACCCACAUGUCGUCCGCCGAGAGACUGGGACACCCCUACGCUCUGGCUGUCUUUGAGGAUCGUAUCUACUGGACAGACAGAGACAGGGCGGCAGUCUUCAUGGCCAACAGGCUGACCGGUCAGGACGUCCAUGCUCUGGCCGAGAACCUCAACGACCCCCAUGACAUCGUCGUCUUCCACCAGCUCCGACAGCCGCAAGGCCCUGACAGCUGUAAUCUGGGCAGCGUGGCCAAUGGAGGUUGUGAGUACUUGUGUCUUAAGGCUCCACAGAUCACCGAACACUCGCCCAAAUACACCUGCGCCUGCCCCGACGGACAGGACCUGGGGCCUGAUAUGAGGGGCUGCGUGCCAGGAGCACCAAGAAACGACAUGGCGGCGACAUCCUCACCUCCCACCGGAUUCACACCAGGCACCAGAGCGACCGUCGCUGGAGACUUCCCUCUCCCCUCGGUGGGAGUGUCGCAGGCGGAUGCCAUCCCCCACUUGACCACGGCUCCCUCCGGAUCCCCCGAGCCCCUCACCCCCCUCAGCACACUCAAGCCUCUGUCCUCACAGGAGUCCAAGGCGCUGGGCUCCCACUCCACGGCCACGGCUAUGGUCAUCUCCACCACACCUGCCGGGGACAGCAGCGUCUCACAACACUCCGGAGGCGAGCACUUCCUCCUGGGAGAGAACCUGACGGUGGCCGUUCUAGGAGUGGUCAUCCCCAUCGUGGUGUUCGGCCUGGUCUGCGCCGGAGUCUACCUGGUGUGGCGCAACUGGCGGCGCAACUCCACCAAGAGCAUGAACUUCGACAACCCCGUCUACCGCAAAACCACCGGCGAGGGCGAGGAGGACGAGAUCCACAUCGGGCGGACCGACGCCAUGGGCCACCACGCCCACCACCACCCGUACCCGCAGGGCGUGGGCAUGGGGGUGGUCGGGGCCGGGGGCGGCACCUGCCCGCAGUUCAUCGCCCUGCCGCUCGGGGGCAGCAUGCCGGACCCGGGGACUCACUGGUACACGGAGCAGCCGAUGCUCUCCACCGCCAAGUGA